This is a messenger RNA of Vicia faba (fava bean), 1266 nucleotides long. Lineage: Eukaryota; Viridiplantae; Streptophyta; Magnoliopsida; Fabales; Fabaceae. The record is from the annotation of a GenBank genome assembly.
AUGGAGUGGAACAAUUUGAAAGCACCUUCAUGGGAUUUAACUGAAAUGGAACAAGGAACCUUAAACCACAACAUAGAAACAACAAUGGAUGGUUCAAGGAGUUUUGGAUUUGGAGAUUAUAGAACAACAAAAGGGGAAUUUUCUGUUGACUUGAAACUUGGACAAGUUGGAAAUUCUAGUACUCAAUUAUCAAAAUCCAAAGAUGUUGUUGCUGGUGGUGGUGGAGGUGGAGGUGGAGGUGGAGGUGUUUCGAAAAUGGCAUCUUCGUCGUCUUCGACUUCGGGUUCAUCUAAGAGAGCUCGAGCUAUUAACAAUGGGACUCAUAUUGUUUCAUGUCUUGUUGAUGGUUGUCAAGCUGAUCUUAGUAACUGUAGAGACUAUCAUAGACGCCAUAAGGUUUGUGAGCUUCAUUCCAAGACUGCUCAGGUCACUAUUGGUGGACAUAAACAAAGGUUCUGCCAACAAUGUAGCAGGUUCCAUUCACUUGAGGAAUUUGAUGAAGGAAAAAGGAGUUGCAGAAAACGUUUAGAUGGGCACAACAGAAGAAGAAGAAAGCCACAAGCAGAAGCUAUAAGUCGAUCUAGUAGCUUUUUGUCCAAUUACCAAGGAACUCAGCUGUUACCCUUUUCAAGUUCACAUAUAUACCCUUCAACUGCUAUGAUGAACCCUAAUUGGGGUGGAACAGAUGUUAGGCUCCAUAGCCAACACAACCAACACCAACAAAUGCAUCAUCUUGUCCAAAAACAAGACCUUUUCCUAGGAACAUCCUCUCCAACAACCAACAACACCUACAAAGAAGGGAAACACCUCUCAUCAUCAUCAUCAUCAUCAUCAUCGUCAUUCAUUCAUCAAGCUACUGACCUUUCAUCUUCUUCCAUGAAUCCAUCUUUUACCGGAACCAACCCUUUUUCCGAAAGAUACAAAAUGAUAUGUGACAGCAACAACAACAACAACGCUUCUUGUGCUCUCUCUCUUCUGUCAUCACCACCACUACCAGUAGUAUCAUCACAGUCGACACAUGAUCAUCAUCAUCAUCAUCAUCAGAUGGUGAAUACUCAUACUCAUACUCAUACUCAUUCAUCUUUUAUGCAACCCUUAGGUUUGAGUUUGCAUGAUCAUAGCUUGGGGUCAGUGGACCAUGUUUUGGGUCCAAAUGAUCAGAGUGGUCAUUGUUCAUCCAUUUAUAAUAUGGGAUCUAAUGAAUCACAUUCUCAGGGAAAUGAUAAUGAUGCUCCUCCUCCUUUAUAUCCUUUUCAAUGGGAUUAG